UGGUCGGAACCGAGGUAUCACAGCCGAAGGCGGCCCUGGUGACAGUUUGUAAUGUCUGUGUCUGUCUCUACCCUCCCUCUAAGCAAUGGAGUACUGUCCCCGAUGAUAAAGAAAACGCGAGUUUCAGGUCCCGAAACGAUCGAUGCAGCACGAGUGCACAGCAUGUGCUUGCGUUUGUUUCUGCAGCUCUUCCGUAAGGACCUGAUCAGCGCGAUGAAGCUCGGUGACAGCGAGCAGCUGCCGCCGCACAGCUAUCUGAUGAUCAGCGACUCCUGGCGGCAGGAAUGGGAACGCGGCGUGCAGAUUCCAGUCAAUCCAGACGAGCUACCGCAACCCGCUGCCAGGCUCGUGACGACAGCACUGACACAGCGGUGCGACUUCCGGCUACCAAAGAAGCUUCUGCGCGCUGCAAAUGGCGGCGACGACGACGCGGCGACCUAUGGCGGCGGCACGCACGUCUCUCACACGCUGGACGAGCGCGCGGAACGCACGUGUCGCUACGAUCUCGAUGACAUCGAUCUCUUCUGGCUCGACCGCGUCAACGACGAUCGCAGAGCCAGCGGUGGUAACCCUAUUGUUGAGGCACCGAUGGAACAAAUAAUAGAAGAACUUGAAGUGCAGUCACACAUGAGCUUAGAGAGGGCGAUGCGAUAUGAGGAAGGCCUUGGAAUUGAAUACGAUGAUGACACUAUAUGUACUGUCUGCCGAUCACCCGACUAUGAGGAAGGCAAUGAGAUGGUAUUCUGCGAUGGAUGUGACAUUGCUGUGCAUCAGGCUUGCUACGGAAUCCAGGUGAUCCCACCAGGAGACUGGUUGUGCCGGUGCUGUGCUCUCGGCAUCCGUCCGCAGUGCAUGUUCUGUCCUCAGCGCGGCGGAGCAAUGAAACCCACAAAGAGCGGUACUAAGUGGGCUCAUGUCAGCUGUGCGCUCUGGAUUCCGGAGGUGCGCAUCGGCUCGCCGGAGCUGAUGGAGCCGAUCACGGACAUCGCCGCUAUACCGGCGAGUCGCUGGGACCUCGUGUGCUGUGUGUGCCAGGAAAAGGUUGGAGCAUGUAUACAGUGCACGGUAAAGUCAUGUAAGAAGGCAUUCCACGUAACAUGUGGCUUCACUGCUAAUCUACGUAUGGAGCAGAAACUAUCCGAUGAACCGGGAGAGCAAGGAUCAACUUACUGGUGCGGCUGGGCUGGAUACUGCGCACGUCACGUCAUCACGCCGAGGAAGAAACAAGACUCAGCCAAGCGGUCGCCGACGAAGAAGGAGACUGCUAACGAACGCAACGCUAGGAUCUACCGUGUGCAGCAGGAAUUCUACAAGAACACGAGCAUUCGAUCAAUCGCUAGCAACUUGCAGGCGGACGAUGCUGACGUGGAUCUCAUCUGUCAGUACUGGAAGCUGAAGAGAACGAGCGAAUUCACCCGACCCUUGCUAACGCCGAAGAAGUAUGAGGAAGACCUGCUUCUGAAGCAGGAAGAAGACAGCUUAUGUGAACGUCUCAAGAUGCUCAUUUACGUACGACAAGACCUAGAAAGGGUGCGCAAUCUCUGCUACAUGGUCGAGCGGCGUGAGAAACUGAAGCGCAACUGGUACCGCAUGCGCGAGGACGUCUUCCUCAUGCAGCAGGGCGCGCUGACGCGCUUCAACCGGCUCUCCGAGUUCACGAUCAAGCUGCUGGUGGCGGCGAGUCACGACCGCAGCAUCUACGACCGCGCGCUCCUCGUCGGUCGCGGCGCGCCGACCUCCUACAAGUCCUGGCAGCACACGUGCGGGCGUAAACCUGGUGCUGCGGGGACGACGAAGACGCCAGGGCGGCGCGGUCGACCCAGGACGGCAUCGCCGCAGCUGUGCCGGCGUCCGAUCAAACCGGAGGAGCUUCCGCCCAGCGAUAACGCCUCGUCCACCGAGACGCCGCGGGUCGACGACCUUGAGACGGGGCGGAGUGUCGACGAGACGCCGGGUGUCGGGGACGCGCAGCGAUCGUGCGACGAUGCGGAGCCGCAUCCGGCGCGAAACGGCGCGAAACGGCGGACUAGCUUCACGAAGGGACGCCGGCGCAAAUACCAAAGAAGGGCGCGGCGUCGCGUGCAAUCAGCAGACGAUGCGUCGGUCGAUGUCGAUGCAGUGAGGAGCGAUCUGGCGCCGUCGGAGCCGCCCGGAGCCGGAGAACACGUCAUCAGGGAGUCGCGUAGUACGAGAUCUUUGAUUAACUUUCAGCGGAACAAUCCCGACCAGUCCGUCGAUGAAUCUCCGAGCAAGACGGCUGUGCGGGCGAACAACAAGAGGUUUCACGCGGCUGAUUUCGACGAGGAGGCGGUAUCGAGACUUGGCGUCGGUGUCCGGGAAUUAGACGCUGCUUCGCGGUCCAGCGAUGGAGAUACGCGAUGCGGGCCGGGCGAUUUCGCUCUGGAUACUGUCGAACACGAUCACGGCUCAAGGCAGAGGGCGCUGCCGUCCCGGCAUUCCCGUCGCGGUCUCCCCGAGAUGCGAAAUGAGCCGACGACGACUGUGGCAGUGAGAGGAUGCCGAGCCAACACGCUGGCUGCCGCGCGAGCGCGAUACUGCUGCGUCCCGCCAGGGGGCGCCGUCCCCGGGCCGGCGGGAGGCGCCCACCUGCGUGCCAGUUCCACGAACCAGAGGAAGCAACGGGGGAUACUGGACGAAGGGCGCGGCGAUUCUACGUCUGCAUGCACAAGCACAGAUGGUCAACGGUUGCCUGCGGAGGACGCCGCGCCGUCGGUCGUAGUCAUGGCGACGAAGCGGUUGGUCGGGCGACCGAGCAGGCGGCAUCUCAUUGCCAGGCCUGUCAGUGUAGAUGCACAACCGCGGCGGAGGAGAGGCUGCAACGACCAACUCGUCCCGCGCGCGAAGCGGCGACGACUGGACGGGAAUGCUAACCCGGCCGUCGUGACUCGAGGGAGCACGGGUCGCUUAAAGGAAGAGGCGGCAGCAGGCGGCGGAGGGAGCAGACCCAACAUGGUGGCAACCUUGAAAAAGACGACCGGCAAAUCGCGAAGGGACGCCGAGCAAAAGACGUCCCCGCGGCAGACAGCGCCACCUGGUGAGCUCGUGAACCACGCGCGAGUGCUUGCUACUGCCAGCGUUCGCCGCUCGCCGCGCAUCCACCUCGUGAGUGUCGACGUGCGUGACGCCGGCGCCCUCAACGGCCCAACGCCGCACGUGCGCCGCUUGUUUCUCGACGACACGUCCAAGCGGCGGGACCUCGGUAAGCGAGACUCGACUGUGAUAGCCGCCGGUGGCGGCAACCCGUCAACCAGACGUGCGUACUCGCUGCGUGCGGGUGUUAGUCAGAGCGGCAGCGGUGCGGCGGGGACGAGCUACGACGCCGCCACGGCCGAGCGAGGGAGCGUGCACGGCGGCAAGGAUGGCCGCACUUCCUCCUCCAGAGACACACAGCUCACAGACUCUCCUGCGACCACAGACGAACAAGAAGAAUCGCCGCCUGACGCGACGAGGGAGGAGGCGGCCGGCGAGCAGGCGCCCCCUGGCGGUGGAACCCCGAGCGCCGCGGCGCACGGCGGGGAGGGCGGCGCGCGCCAGGACGACGACCGUUAG
Molecule: messenger RNA, 3570 nt
Organism: Priapulus caudatus
Lineage: Eukaryota; Metazoa; Priapulida; Priapulimorpha; Priapulimorphida; Priapulidae
Product: protein Jade-1-like
Exons: 13
Coding region: 52-3570 (1172 amino acids)
Biological process (GO): regulation of transcription by RNA polymerase II
Source: RefSeq, a predicted model, not a curated record